AUGGCGACCGUCAAUCAGAACAUGUUUGGAGCCAGCAUAGGCGCAGAACCGCCUGGCGGUGCCUCGCUAAUGGUUCUUCCGCUGAAUCUUAUCGCCCAAAUCGUCUCACAUGUCGAUGACACAGGCGACCUAGCCCGGCUGUGCCGAACAUGCCGGGUUCUCAAUUAUAUGGCUUUACCACAACUCUACCGAAGUCUCACGCUGACCUCGUACGACAAAAUUCGUUAUCGAGAUGACCAACCCGAAGGAAUCGGCAGUGGCAGCCCCUUCACCAUGGGCCUGAACGCGGUGAUCACACGGCCGUAUGGAUCGCUAGUUCGAUCAAUGACACUCCGGGGCGAAUGGAACGACCACGAGCUAGAAGAACACGCGCGAGUCGGGCGCGUGCCGGACUCUUCGAUGUUGCUGAACAUCACCGCCCGCGCCGCAAUCGAUCGCAUGACCAAUCUCGAGAGCUUCCACUGGGAGUUAAGUACCAAGAUGCUGGAUACGGUGUUUACGGGCUUGACGCAGCUGCCAAAGCUUACUUCCUUGACAAUUCGCUUUCCUUCCAGCCGUCAUCCGCAACCUACCUUUGUGCUCCCCGGCAUGCCGCAUUUGCGCUGCUUGAAGAUUACCGAUAUCGAUCCGUUGUGUUAUCCUGAUGACAUUGCGACAUUGCUUUGGAAGAGUCGGAAAUUGCGCGAUUUGAAGUUGCAUUGGUCGCCACGGAUGCGGGAUUCCCAAGAGCCCAGUGUUUCGCUUCAUGACUAUUUCCGUAAGCUUAUUGCUAAUAAGCAACCUUUGGCGGUCAAGAGGAUGUCCUUCCAAAAUCUGUAUGCUUUCCAUACGGAGGACUUCAAUUUUGCUUUUGAUCCGACCACUGUUGAGGAUGUUACUUUCCUUAGUGGCGUUGAAGGGUCUAGUCUUGCCAACACGUUCAUAGAGAACAGCUGGCCUACGGUCCCACCACAUGCCAAGCUGCGUAUGAAGUCUGUCCGGAUGGAUGCCGUGUCCAAGCGGAAUGCGGAAUUUAUUGGCAACUUCAAGGGCCUUGAGCGAUUGUACUUCGUCAACGUCACCUCCGACUCAAGUGACUAUCUCAAUUCUCCCCGACAUGGAGUGGCUUCUUCAUCAGCACUUACGCCGCCGACAUAUGAAAGUCAACCGCAUGGCGCCCCGAAUGGAACUACCUCUAAUUCACCUAUCACUUCUGCUUCACCAGUAAGCCAAUUGACUGCUACUUCCAGCAUCCGCGAUGCCUAUCUCUCACACAUCAAUGUCAAUCACGGCGCAACACUGCGCCACCUCCUCUUACCCUCAAGGUGGAUUCUCUCAACAGGCAUGGUCGGUCGUCUUGUACACAGCUGCCCGAACCUAGAGCAGCUGGCUCUCGCCACAGAAUUCACCAGUAUGGACUCUCUGGGCCUACUAAUACCCUUUCUCCGAAAACUCAAAGCCCUCCGACUCCUUAUCCCCCCCUCAUCUGGUCAAACCCAAAAUGGCCCACCAGGCUCAGCCCUCGGAGUCUCCCGGUCCUUACAUCGCGAUAACACCCUUGGCCUGAGCAAGUCAAUGAAGGAAACCCUGGCCCAAGCAAAGUCCUUCACGGAACUAGUAGACAUGGACGACGCAGAUUUAACAGAACUGAUGGGCCUCGAACUUGCCAACGAACAAAUUUAUGGCAAUGUGAAAGUCAUCGGCCUAGGCUACAAAGCUUGGGAACUUCGCGAAUGCUACCAAGCCCCAAUCCCAUCAUCCCAAGCUCGCCCACAACAUAUUACCACAGAAGACCAAUCCCCCCAUAGUGGAGAGCACGGCCCCGCUGAAAGCCCCAUCAACUUCAACGGUGGUCCUCAAACCCACCCAGGGCACACCACAUCCACACUCAGAUCGCCUAGUAUGCAAACGCCCGGUCUAGGCUCUUGGUCUGCUAGUGCCUCCCCUGUUGCAAGACCACUUCAGCCACCCUCUACACUGGGCAAGCGAUCCCGCGACUAUGAGGAUAAAGAUCCCACCCCGACACCGAGGCAGCAAUCCCGAGGUCCUGAGACAGUUAUUCUCGAAGACCGUGAAGAUACGCCGUCCUUAAAUUCACACUUCCAUCCGCCUACAAUGACCGAUGAUGGCUUUGUUUGGAGACGGCGUAUGCGCCGUGUUGGGUGGGAGGCGUUGCAGCAUUGGGAGGUGUGGGCCUUGGAUGCACAGGAGAUUUGA
Messenger RNA from Penicillium nucicola, 2196 nucleotides. RefSeq lists its product as uncharacterized. Gene Ontology annotation, molecular function: protein binding. The record is from RefSeq and is a predicted model, not a curated record. The transcript has 2 exons. The coding region runs from base 1 to 2196 and encodes 731 amino acids. NCBI's taxonomy places the organism in Eukaryota, Fungi, Ascomycota, Eurotiomycetes, Eurotiales, Aspergillaceae.